ACGGUACGUCUGCCCCAGUCGGCUAGCUAGAUGUAGCCCAGAUAUAAAUUAGACAAAGAAAGCUUGUCUUGUUGGAAGACUGGGUGAAAAAAAGAGUUUAAAACAUCGGACGGUGAAAGAAGUGGCCGUGAUACAGAGCUGCAUACGUUAGUUAACACAUAUGGAAGUAUGAAAAUGAAAGAGUGGGACCUGAAGAUUUGGCCAUGAAGGAUCCAGUGGUAACUUAGAUAAACCUCAUCUUUGUAUAUUUCAACCACUCAAAAGUGCUUUAAGGACUUCGGUGGUUCCUCUAAGCUGGUGAUGUCACGGGUUCCCACCCCUCCUCCACCUGGGGAGAUGUCAAGUGGACCUGUGGCAGAGAGCUGGUGUUACACACAGGUCAAAGUUGUGAAGUUUUCCUACAUGUGGACCAUCAACAACUUUAGUUUUUGCAGAGAAGAGAUGGGGGAGGUAUUGAAGAGCUCAACCUUCUCCUCUGGUCCUAAUGACAAGAUGAAAUGGUGUCUGCGAGUCAAUCCAAAGGGACUUGAUGAUGAAAGCAAAGAUUAUCUGUCAUUGUAUUUACUUCUUGUUAGUUGUCCAAAAAGUGAAGUCAGAGCGAAGUUCAAAUUUUCCUUGUUGAACGCUAAAAGAGAGGAGACGAAAGCAAUGGAAAGCCAAAGAGCAUAUCGAUUUGUCCAAGGCAAAGACUGGGGCUUCAAAAAAUUCAUCAGGAGAGAUUUCCUGCUCGAUGAAGCCAAUGGUCUCCUGCCAGAUGACAAGCUCACACUCUUCUGUGAGGUGAGUGUUGUCCAGGACUCGGUGAACAUUUCUGGCCAGUCCAACAUGAACAUGCUGAAGGUACCGGAGUGUCAGCUGUCGGACGACCUGGGGAACCUGUGGGAGUGUUCACGCUUCACAGACUGCAGCCUCUACGUGGGAGGGCAGGAGUUCAAAGCCCACAAAUCCAUUCUGGCAGCGAGGUCCCCCGUCUUUAAUGCGAUGUUUGAACAUGAAAUGGAAGAGAGUAAAAAGAACCGCGUUGACAUCAGUGACGUGGACCCAGACGUCUUCAAGGAAAUGAUGGGCUUCAUUUACACAGGAAAGGCUCCAAACCUGGAGAAAAUGGCAGACAAUUUGCUGGCAGCUGCAGAUAAAUACGCUCUGGAGCGUUUAAAGGUCAUGUGUGAAGAGGCCUUGUGCAACAGCCUUUCGGUGGAGAACGUGGCCGACACCCUCAUCCUAGCAGACUUGCACAGUGCCGAGCAGCUCAAAGCACAAGCCAUAGAUUUUAUCAACAGGUGCAGUGUCCUGAGACAGCUGGGCUGUAAAGAUGGGAAGAACUGGAAUAGCAAUCACGCUACAGACAUAAUGGAGACUGCAGGCUGGAAGUCAAUGAUCCAAUCUCACCCUCACUUGGUAGCCGAGGCCUUUCGCGCCCUGGCUUCAGCACAAUGCCCACCCUUCGGUCUUCCCAGGAAGCGUCUAAAACAGUCCUGACUGUCCUGCUGUGCCCUAGGACUUUACUGGAGGUGUGAAGCUUGGGUUUACAAAGGAAGGACUCGGAAGGGUACCGCUCUGUUUCCACAAACACCCGACCCACUUGAACAGAGAAGAGUGGAACUUUCUGGAUGGAGAGGUGGGAGGCUGGCACGUGGACGACUGACAUCAAUGGAUUGGAAAAAUUGGUUCAAUCGGUGGUGUUUGCUUGCCUUGCUGCCCCAGCUGGACUCUGUUCAGCUUGGGUAGCAAGUCAAGUUGUCUGCUACUGUUUUUUUUCCUGUAAUUUUCAAAAUGGCCUUAAUAUAUCUGCCAUUGCUCUGGAGCUGCUCUAGAGUACUUUGUCUAUUUUACUCUGUGCCUGCCUUGUCACAAAGACCAGGCCUCCUCCAGAUUGCACUAGUUCCCAUGAAUAUAGUCAUUUUGAUAUGGAGUUCUAUAGGAACGUAACAAGGGUUUAAUUAAAUGGGAAAUAUUAUAUAUUUGUAAUGUUUAGCCCAUUUUGCGACUAGACAUUAAAAAAGCGUGAACACUUUCAGUGCAAGGUCAGUUCUUUACACUUUUUAAAAGAUGAGUAUGCCCCAUAUUGAUGGCACCAUUUCUAUGUAAAUGACAGUUGAACCAUCUUCAGAAGACCAGUGUACAAGAAAGUCUGUUCUAUUGCAUAUUUGUGGAAAAAAAAAUAGUAAUCUGCCAUUAUGAAGACCCUGUAUUAAUUGCUAUAAUGUAUGUGAGACAGAAAAGUGUCUAUACUCUGGCCCUAACCUAUUAAACCAUUGGAAGUAUAUGGAAGUAUUUACCCAGUCUCCCAUUUGAUUGACAUAUUCCAGAUCAUAAGUCUGUGAACUGUUCUAGAUGAAAUUUCGAGAUCUUAGCUUUCCAUAGUAUUGCCAACUUGCAAAUAUUAUAUAUUCUCAAUAUCUUGUGGUUAACAAAAAGUGGAGAGACUAAUGCAUGGUCCUGUUAUUGUUGAAAAGAAAGUGUCCAAGUACCAAUUUUGUUUUGAACAAUUUAUUUUCUGCAAUUAUCUGAAAAAUAUUUGUGCAGAAUUAAAUGAAUUGAGUAUGCGCAAAAUUUCCUCUUAACAUGCUUGGAUUGUGUAGGAUGCUGAGCAUCACUUCCAUUGGCAAUGUUAUUUUCUGUGUUCGGAGGGGUGGGGGUGGGGGGGUCACAUGUUGGUUCAGUCUGUCCUGUGUAGUGUGGUAUGACAGACGUUUCAGAGGAUUUUGUAAAUUAAGAGUAGCAUCAUUUUUACAUGAUAUUACUCAUCAUUCAGUGUCAUGUUGAGAUGUUGAAACUUUUCCUUUUUUUGAAGAAAAAAGAUGAAGUUGUCUGCAAGAAUGCCUGCAUUAACCCAUUAAAACAUUUUCCAGCAGUG
This is a messenger RNA of Myripristis murdjan (pinecone soldierfish), 2857 nucleotides long. It is a transcript of the gene spopla, whose product is annotated as speckle type BTB/POZ protein like a. The record is from RefSeq and is a predicted model, not a curated record. Bases 301 to 1479 code for a protein of 392 amino acids. NCBI's taxonomy places the organism in Eukaryota, Metazoa, Chordata, Actinopteri, Holocentriformes, Holocentridae. Gene Ontology annotation, molecular function: protein binding. The transcript has 12 exons.